CAGCUCAAAGUAUGAACAGGGCCGAGGACUUUCUCUUUCUUCCAUGUCGUGAAAAUGCGCGAGCUUUAUCAUUUGAGCACAGGGGUCUCUGUCUCUGUCCUCUCUCUUUAGCUCCGCUUUAACUCUCACGCGGUCUCUGUCCUUUGUUCGUUCGUUGGUCGACGCGUGCUUUCGCUCUUCCUUUUCACUUCCCUUCCCGCUUUAUUCCCUCCCAACAACCCGCCAUUGAAGGAACCGCUUCAUCUGCCACUGAUCCAUCCAUCACGUCCCAACUCACCUCGAGCGCUUCAUUGAAAGCUAAAUACUUCGUGGGUAUCUCUCUUUUUUGUCAUCUGGGUCGUUCUUGAUCCGCGGUAUAGGUUUGGUUGUGGGGGUAUGUGCGUGAGAAGUGCUUGGAAUCGAGUAGAGCGCACCGACCGUUCGUGUUUUCUUGUCUUGUUGAGCUGUGUGGUGCGUUUGUCGUAAGAUUCUGGAUUGGGCUGCCACUGAAAAAUCCUUCCUUGUCGAUAUAUUUGUCUUCUGGAUGGCUCCUACGUACUUUCCUCUUCGGUGGGAGAGCACCAGGGAUCAAUGGUGGUAUGCGUCCCCCAUAGACUGGGCGGCUGCGAACGGCCACUACGACCUGGUCCGCGAGCUCCUGAAGAUCGACAACAAUCACCUCAUCAAGCUCACGUCCCUCCGCCGGAUCCGGCGGCUCGAGACCGUGUGGGACGACGACGAGAAGUUCCACGACGUCGCCAAGUGCCGGUCUCAGGUCGCGCGGAAGCUCUUCCAGGAGUGCGAGUCCAAGAGGGGCAAGAAGAAUUCCCUCCUCCGAGGCGGCUAUGGCGGGUGGCUCAUGUACACCGCCGCGUCGGCCGGGGACUUGGGCUUCAUCAAAGAGCUGCUUGAGAGGGACCCUUUACUUGUUUUUGGAGAAGGCGAAUUUGGGGUCACUGAUGUGCUUUAUGCUGCUGCUAGGAGCAAGAGCUGUGAAGUGUUCAAGGUUGUUUUCGAUUUUGCGAUCUCACCAAGGCUUUCGACAGGGAAAGGUGGAGAAUUGGAGGAGCAUAUCGGGGAAAUUCCUUCGCUUUAUAGGUGGGAGAUGAUGAACAGGGCUGCCCACGCUGCAGCUAGGGGAGGGAAUUUGAGGAUUCUGAAGGAGCUUUUGAGCAAUUGCUCUGAUGUUUUGGCUUAUAGAGAUGCUCAAGGAUCCACCAUCUUACAUGCAGCUGCGAGCAAAGGACAGGUUGAGGUAGUUAAGUACCUAACAGAAUCCUUCGAUAUUGGCAACUCCACAGACCAUCAAGGCAACACAGCACUAAACAUUGCUGCUCUCAAGGGUCAAUUGGCCACAGUCCAAGCCCUGAUAUCUGCUUCACCCUCGUCUGUCUUCAUCAGAAAUGAUGCUGGAGAAACCUUCCUCCACAUGGCAAUUUCUGGGUUCCAAACUCCUGGCUUCCGAAGAUUGGACAGGCAGAUGGAGCUCAUGAAGCAAUUGGUACAUGGAAAAGUUUUGGAAGACAUCAUAAAUGCAAAGAAUAAUGAUGGCCGAACUGCUCUUCACAUGGCAAUCAUCGGGAAUGUUCAUUCAGAACUGAUUGAACUUCUGAUGACUGUCCGCUCAAUUGACGUGAAUGUACGUGAUGAAGCAGGCAUGACUGCACUCGAUCUACUCAAACAACGGCCACAUUCUGUAUCGUCAGAUAUCUUGAUUAGACAAUUGAUUUCAGCUGGGGGAAUGUUUGGAGCUCGGGACUUCACGGCCCGCAAAGCCAUCGCUUCCCAUUUGAAGAUGCAAGUCAAUGGAAGCAGUCCAGGGACGUCCUUUAGAAUCGUCGAUAGCGAAAUAUUCUUGCAUACAGGCAUUGAGAAUGCAUUAGAUGCCAAGGAUCUGACUAUUCCGGGGAUUGCUUCAUCUUCAUUCGAUUCAACCAAUGAGAAUGAUAGCUCAUUCAUUUGCAAGAAACCGGGCACUGCAAAUUCUGCUGCGCAGCGGCUCAGAAAGGUUCUGUUGUGGCCUCGUAACAAAGAAAAAAAUACCGAGAGAGGUAAAAGAUCGGUUGAUGCAGGAUCAGGUAACUGUAGCUCAGACGAAAAUCCUGUCCCCCUUCGGCAGAGAUUCUCAAAGCCCUCUUCGCUUCCUAACAACAAGAGGACGCUGUCAGUGAGGAGCAAUACUUCUAGUCCAUCCAAUAGAAAGAAGUUGGCUUCGGGUUUAAGGCAAGGGGUUUUGCAGGCUGCGCCAAACCUGAAUCUUCCGCGCCGGUCUCGUUCCAGCUCGUUUUCAAAGUCACCACUUUCGUCGCCCAAUUCAGUGAACAAUUAUAAGCAGAAGGGUGUCUAUGUUGAACACGAUGUGGCCGGGCCAUCAUGCACCAAGGAAGUCAGUACAGAUGGCACUUCGAAACCGAGGGAUAAACGAGGCUCCUUCGUCAAGAAAUUCAGGGGUCAGUACUUCUGUUUCGGUGCUUCGAGCCUAUCCCCACGAACACCGGUUAUGAGGAGACAGUGCCAGAAUCAGGCUUACAAGUGUCCUGUCCCUUCAGUGGCCUAACCGGAAGGGACCAAGAGAUUUUGAGAUGUGCACCCCUGAAGACGGCCGCUGAUCACUGGUCGAAGCACGGGAGCGACUGCCAAUCAUGGAAGUCUCAAAGACAGCAGAUCCUGGAUGUUCAUGUCUUUGUCCAUGGACUCUUAAAUCCCUUAAAAGUUGUUUAUUUUGUGGUAAGAAUGAUUGUGUAAUUUCCUAGUCAUCGUCCAAUGUAAUAUAAAUCGUAUGAUGUUGUUAAGCAUAUUAACUCAGUGAGGAAAUUGUCUGUGUUCUUA
Syzygium oleosum is the source of this 2808-nucleotide messenger RNA. RefSeq lists its product as uncharacterized. Bases 524 to 2536 code for a protein of 670 amino acids. NCBI's taxonomy places the organism in Eukaryota, Viridiplantae, Streptophyta, Magnoliopsida, Myrtales, Myrtaceae. The transcript is spliced from 2 exons. Gene Ontology annotation, molecular function: protein binding. The record is from RefSeq and is a predicted model, not a curated record.